GCUGUUUGUGACGUUGGGAGCUUGGCGGACUGAUUAGAAAAAUGGUUUUAUUUUUUUUUUUUAAAUUGUGCAACUAAAGUGUUUUUCUGACAGGUUUUAGGCCUGCGUGGGAUUUUUUAAAAAUGCUGUAUAAAUUAGGACGUGGAAAUUUUUCAGUUGUUGGAAUAUUUAAAGUAUCUGCUUUUUGUUUUAUGUAGCAUGUAGUUCGCAAAAUCUUUAGCGUUUGUAUUUUCUUUUUCAAUCUUUUACAGCUAAUCACUGGUUAGUAACGUCAAAAGCUAUUUCAGACUGAAAUGAAAGACUUCUGGGUGAUUAAAAGUGGUGCUGAAAAGCCACCAAAUGUAGAAAUACAAAUAAAAGGUUUAAAUUAAGGUUUGGAAACUUGCUGGACAGUAGAUCUAACUUGAAGCAGCGCAGGGUGUAAGUCUGUAAAAACAUGCAAAUAUUUUUUACUUUCAUCCAAAAGCAAAAAUUGGCCUUUUUAUUUUAUUUUUUAAAAACUGUGACAAGAAGGAGGCGAAACGGAGAUAUCAGGAGGAGAAUUACGCAGCGCGCGCUGGGAGAGAAAUGCUUGAACCGGCUCGCGCUGAAUGGACUCGAGCACAAUGCGCACGAGGCCCCACGCAGCCUCGAGCUCGGUGGGGAGCCCUUGUCUCGUGCAGCACAUGGCUUUUCUCCCACGGUGCGUGGGGACGGGAGGAUGGAAUGUUGUUAAACAAGUCAUCCAAAAAGGGCGAAGAGCGGCCGCGAAGCCCCGCGAAGCCCCGCGAAGCCCCGCGACAUCUACCUUAAUCGCUUCUUUAAACUCGUGACAUCAUUCACGCGCCACGCCGGGUCGUUUGCAAGAAGAAAAAAGAAAGAAAGAAAGAAAUGGAUUUGGAAGCCAGAUUUAGAUUUAUAAAUUGGUUGUUUGACAUUCGGGGUGAACUUCGGAUGAGAAAUCCUAAACAGAGUGAAUUAGGUCUGACUUUCAUUGUCCAAAAUGUUUACGCAGAAAUUAUUGGCGCAAAAAUGUCUCCUGGUGCGAGAAGGCGUGAUUAACUGCGUCAGAUUUGUCCCCGAAGUGCCAAUAGUCCGAGGGGAAAUCCCCACUUUCUCCUCCGAGAGCGAGCGACUUCUCUCCUGUCUCCUCUCGGCUCUCCACGGGAUUUCAACGUCACUCACGGCUGCGCGGACGGCUUCACGCUCCAUGUGUCGCCAGUCCCCUGCCACGGCGCGCAUUAAUAUUCCUGUAAGUCUCAGUCAUGAAUAACAAUUACACCGAGCACCGGGGGUAGAGGCGGGAGCGCGGCGCUCACAGUCACUCAGAGCGGCGGCAGCUCCGGGCGCAGGACGGUUCUGCGUGGCCUGCCCGCAGACACUCAGGUUUCUGCUUUCACCUGGAAUGAGCCUGUUUGUCUUCCUUCGACCAAACACGUCCUGGUUUGUGUUAUUUCACUCUGAACGCGCGUCGGCUGCCAGCACACGUUACAGAUGUUAGUUCAUCCCUACUCCACUGGGGUGAGUUUUCCUCCAGACUGGAAGGACCGGCAUGACGGUGUCUCAAGCCACAGUUCGCGCCUUUCCCAGCUGGGCUCGGUGUCGCACGCCGGACCUUACUCCAGCGCGCCGCCGCUGUCUCAUGCGCCUUCCUCGGACUUCCAGCCGCCAUACUUCCCUCCGCCAUACCAGCCGCUCGCUCACUACCAGAGCCAGGACCCGUACUCCCACGUCAGCGACCCGUACUCCCUGAACUCGCUCCAUCAGAGCCAGCAGGGCGCAUGGGGCGCGCGUCAGCGGCAGGACGCCGCCGGGGACCGGAUGGAGAGCUCGGCUCUGCUGGCGCAGCCUCGGGCCUCUCUGCCGCAGCUUUCCGGGCUGGACCCACGGCGGGAUUACGGUGGCGUGCGGCGGCCUGACGUGCUGCUGCACUCCGCACAUCCGGGACUGGAGCCCGGCAUGGGAGACGGACUGCUGCACGGUCUGCACGGCAUGGAGGAUGUUCAGACCAUCGAAGACGCCAACGGAACCAACAUCCUGGAUCAAUCCGUAAUUAAGAAAGGUGUUGUAACUCCGUGUCGCCGCCCUCUUUCAGUCCCCAUGCCCCCCAAGAACAUGGGUUCCCUGAUGCUCGGCAAGGACGGCCUGAUCGGCGGAGUCACCGUCAACAUUAAUGAGGUGUUCUGCUCGGUACCGGGCCGCCUGUCGCUGCUCAGCUCCACCUCCAAGUACAAAGUGACCGUAGGGGAGGUGCAGAGGAGGCUGUCUCCACCUGAGUGCCUCAACGCCUCUCUGCUAGGAGGCGUGCUGAGGAGAGCAAAGUCUAAAAACGGUGGCAAAUGCCUAAGAGAAAAACUGGAGAAGAUCGGAUUGAAUCUUCCAGCUGGGAGACGUAAAGCGGCCAACGUCACGUUACUAACGUCUCUUGUAGAAGGUGAGGCGGUGCACCUGGCCCGGGACUUCGGCUACAUCUGCGAGACGGAGUUUCCCACGAAAGCUGUGAGCGAGUACCUGAACCGGCAACAUGCGGACCCCAACGAGCUGCACACGCGGAAAAACAUGCUGCUGGCCACAAAACAGCUGUGUAAGGAGUUCACGGACCUGCUGGCCCAGGACAGGACUCCGCUGGGAAACUCCAGGCCGACCCCCAUCCUGGAACCCGGCAUCCAAAGCUGCCUAUCCCACUUCUCCUUCAUCACACACGGCUUCGGCUCGCCCGCCAUCUGCGCCGCGCUCACCGCCCUGCAGAACUACCUCACCGAGGCUCUCAAAGGACUCGACAAGAUGUUCCUCAACAACCCGCCCAACAGCCGGCACGGGGACGCGGGCGGCAAGGCCGGCGACAAAGAGGAAAAACUGCGGAAAUGAAGCCGGCGCAGAAAGGGGGAGUGAUGGAGGAGAGGCGGGAGGGAGGCCGACACGCUGACCGAGACGUUACACCGUUUCUCGUAGCUUCUACAGCGCCGCCGCCGCCGCCGCCACCCUGCCACACACACGGCUGAGGUGGAGGACAGGGAAGGCUUGGCGUGGAGGAAGACACCCGUGGGCCAGUGUCUGAACGCACGGAGGGAUUUUUCAUCUGUAUUACGUUCUUCUCAUCCCCCCCCCAAGGACAUGGUGGUUACUGUGUUCCAUCCAUUUUGCUCCCCCCGCCUGCAUCCUGUGAGACUGAGAUGCUGCGAGCAAACGACAUUGUGAGUGUGUGUGAGAGAGAGUGUGAGAAAGUGUGUGCUUGUGUCUGUCUUCACACCGAAACAGAAGGGGAAAAAAAGCGUUGUGGGUUUGGAGAUCCUUUUUUUUUUUUUUUUGUGCUGCAGCAUCUAUCUGUGAAACUGGCUGGGUAUUUAACGAGACUCCAAUGAGGGACAGCGUUAAUUUAUGUGUGUAAAUAUUAAUUUAUAAUUAUUUAAGUUGAUUAAAUAGGUGCGCCAGCUGCUUUGGGGUCGACCUAUUUAUAUGUGAUUUGACCUUUGUGAGCCAGUGGGGAGGGAGAGGGCAGGACUCGUUCAGUGUUUUUCUGUUCUUAUAGAGCUGUUGUCAUGGUGAUGAUGAUGAUGAUGAUGAUGAUGAUGAUGAUGAUGAUGAUGAUAAUGAUGGGUAGACAUGCUUCUAAUUGUCCAGUGAUUUCAUUUCUAUCAUAUUGAUAAUAAACCAUGUGUUUUAUAAUGU
This is a messenger RNA of Xiphophorus couchianus (Monterrey platyfish), 3648 nucleotides long. RefSeq names its product transcription factor AP-2 beta (gene tfap2b). Gene Ontology annotation, biological process: regulation of transcription by RNA polymerase II; anatomical structure development; regulation of cell population proliferation. The record is from RefSeq and is a predicted model, not a curated record. The coding region runs from base 1474 to 2847 and encodes 457 amino acids. Gene Ontology annotation, molecular function: RNA polymerase II transcription regulatory region sequence-specific DNA binding; DNA-binding transcription factor activity, RNA polymerase II-specific. Gene Ontology annotation, cellular component: nucleus. The transcript is spliced from 7 exons. Lineage: Eukaryota; Metazoa; Chordata; Actinopteri; Cyprinodontiformes; Poeciliidae.